Leishmania braziliensis MHOM/BR/75/M2904 is the source of this 480-nucleotide messenger RNA. RefSeq lists its product as hypothetical. The transcript has a single exon. The record is from RefSeq and is a predicted model, not a curated record. NCBI's taxonomy places the organism in Eukaryota, Euglenozoa, Kinetoplastea, Trypanosomatida, Trypanosomatidae. Bases 1 to 480 code for a protein of 159 amino acids.
AUGACAGCGGAAAGCGAUCGGCAGCUGUUUUCGAGGUACGUUUUGGAAAUAUCUCAGGUGCAGCGAAAUCAUGUGGCAGAUAGGGUAGAGCAGCUUGCCCGCCACGAGAGCCUCACGUGGCAGUAUUUUGUUGGCUGCGUAGCUUUUUCUACUGGAAGUGUCCUGGCCGCAUUCAAAGCGUGGGGACCACGGCACAUUUUCAAGAAUAGCAUGUACUACGCGAGGCCCUUGCCUCCUGCCAUAAGUAUGGGAGUGGUUCUGUACGGAAUCACGUUCACGUGUCGAGGAAUGUUAAUGAGAAAUCGCAUUUGCAUCAUGAUAGAGGACUAUGAGUAUGAGUUAAAACGAGUGAAAGCGCAUCACUGCGAGGAGGGAGUGACGCAGCUAGCAUGGCUUGAAUUUGUUUUAGAUCAAGUGAGACAAGGGUCGGAGGGUCGCUUUGAUUUUCAAAAGCUGCGAGAGACCCCCGCAAUACGGUGA